AAUUUUAGUACACGUUCCACUACCGUCUAGCUCACAAAGACGAUAGUUCGCGCGCGAGAUAAUGAUAUCGGGCCAAGAACACCGAAUAAUGUCACAACAUUGAAAAGACAACCCGCAUCGCCAAGAAAUUGUCAGCCGACAGCUGAUACUUGAAGACCUCGUCUUGUGCAUCAGCAGUUUGAUGAUGACGCGCAUCUACCUAGCUCUAGUCCUCUAUUGCGUUUCGAAUUCUGUAUUAAGCGAGCCAACGACGUGGCUGAUGCAGGGCGAUGUAUUCACCGACGAGGAGGCAACGUCCAGGCUCAUCCAGCUGGACAGCCAAAAAUCGUAUUUUCCGGUGAGCACCAGGGCGGAGAUAAACUACAGGGCACGACCAGGCAAGCUCAUCAGCUGCGUGAUCGCCGCGUCCGUUCAUCAGAACGGUCACGUAAGCGUGGUGGAAGGCGGCUAUGGGACCAAGAAGGUCCGGAUACGUUAUAUCACGGAGAAUGGCAAGCCGGACGUCUUCUUCGUUCUCGUGCAAGCCGCGAAGAGGGAAUCAGUAUACGUCGAAGGGGACCUCGCGUGGAGUACGAGAUUGGGCAUCGUUUACGAAUCCAUGAAAAACUGGACAGCCGCGGAGAUACAGGACGCUUUGCGCAAUGUCACUUCCUCUCAACUUCUUCCUGCAUAACGGCACGUGUCGGUCUUUAUUUUUCCAUAUAUAAAUAAUUGUAAAUAUAUCCUUUGUCCUCUCCUUCCGUAAAUAUUUCAGAAGAUUCCUUCGCAAAUCUCAAAAUUUCCAUUUAUUAAGCGCGCAUUCUAAAAAUUGAAUUUAUUAAUGCAAAAUUAUUAUUUUUUUUUUGUUAGCUUAUCAUCAAACUGGAGAAACGUCAAAAAAUAUUUUGCGAUUAACUUGUUUUUUUUUUUAUUUUGUCAAAAAUAUUCUCAAGCAACAUGUAAUAUUUCAAAAGUUUAAUUUAUAUAAAUAAUUAAUGUGCUAAUUAAGUAUAUUUAUGAUAUCUAUUAGAUCGGUUAGGUCAACUAAAGGAACUUGGUAAACAUCGGCGGUUCAAAGAGUUAAAUCUUCCUAUAUAAUUAUCGCCAGCAAGAUGCUCGUUUGUAAUAGAUAGCAUAUCAUCUUGUCUCCUUAUAUUUCUGGCAGAACAGCCAUGUAAUUGCGCACGUCUUUCUAAUGUAAUUACGCACUAGGUAAGAGAUGUGCAUUAGACAUAAAAUAAGACUUCUAAGUGCGAUUUAAUCUUUUUAGGAUAUAUAUUGAAAAAUCGCUUCUUAGAAGUCUCAAUGCAACAAUAUGCAGAAAGAAGUGGACUCUGUCAUUUUAUUUUCCUAACAAAUAAAAUAAUAUAAUUUAUAUCUUAAUAA
This is a messenger RNA of Cataglyphis hispanica, 1365 nucleotides long. RefSeq lists its product as uncharacterized. The transcript is spliced from 2 exons. The coding region runs from base 182 to 673 and encodes 163 amino acids. NCBI's taxonomy places the organism in Eukaryota, Metazoa, Arthropoda, Insecta, Hymenoptera, Formicidae. The record is from RefSeq and is a predicted model, not a curated record.